Messenger RNA from Haliotis rubra (blacklip abalone), 3059 nucleotides. RefSeq names its product E3 ubiquitin-protein ligase TRIM56-like. Bases 168 to 2114 code for a protein of 648 amino acids. Gene Ontology annotation, biological process: positive regulation of DNA-templated transcription. The record is from RefSeq and is a predicted model, not a curated record. The transcript is spliced from 4 exons. Lineage: Eukaryota; Metazoa; Mollusca; Gastropoda; Lepetellida; Haliotidae. Gene Ontology annotation, cellular component: chromatin; nucleoplasm. Gene Ontology annotation, molecular function: protein binding; ubiquitin-protein transferase activity; zinc ion binding.
UUCCCUUUAAAGAUGGCUGCGAGGCGUAGCAAGGGUUACCAUCAGUAACGACAAACGCAGGCCUUGUUCACAAGAAGAGAAGGAAGCUGAAAGGGGUGUUCCCUUGUUAUCAUUCAAACACUUUACAAAAAGGACGUUGAAGGUUUACAAACGACUCGACAUCCAUAAUGGCGACAGCCGAUGUAGAGAAAGUGAAAGAAUUUCUUACAUGCGGGAUCUGCCAUGAGCUGUACACAGACCCCUGUACACUGAGGUGUGAUCACACAUUCUGCAGGAAAUGUGUCACCUCAUACAUCCAAACCAGACCUGAUGCUGUUCAAUCCAAGACCAUCCCCUGUGCCUUUUGUCGACAAAAUACCAAGGUCCCUAGUCCAAGCUUGCCCAAGGAGGAAUGGGCGUGGCAGAUCAAACCCAGCAUCAUUAUACAGGGUCUGACAGACACACUGGAACAUGGCAAAAAGCCAGAUCGUACAAGCUCCCAGAGUUGUUUUGUGUGUGAACAGCUUGGGGAGACAACUCCGGCGACCUUCUGGUGUAGUGAGUGUGAGGUGACCCUCUGUGCCAGAUGUGUCAACAUGCACCGUGCAAAUCCAGCUUCUCGGAACCAUGAAUUGUUUGAUUUGUCUGCUGAGGUGAAAGUGAAGAAGAAAAAACGGAUGGUCGCGUGUCAGGAACACAGAGAUGAUCAAGUGAAGUAUCUCUGUAAAGACUGCAACAGACCACUUUGUCAAUCCUGCUGUGUGGUCUACCACAGGAAAUGUGACUCUGUCGUCACACUAGAAUCCGAGAUGUCCCGAAUGAAAUCCGAGCUGCAUACCAGAGGCCUCGCCAUACAGAAUGAUCUCAAUGAAAAGACAAAGAAGAUUGACAAAUGGAAAUCGAAAAUUAAAAAGAUACAAAGAGACAAAGUUUCCGUGAAGAAAAAGAUUCAGUCUUACUCAGAGAAGAUCAUCAUCGUUUUGAAGGAUAAGGAAAGAGCACUUAUAGAAGAAGUGGAUGGCAUUGCAGAGAAACAGAUCAUGGAGUUAAAGGCUGAUGUAAAACUGGCAGAGAUCGAGUUGCAGAUGUUCAAGCAGCACCGAGAGUUCCUUGACCAGACCUUGGUCUCGGAGAGUGAGAUGGACCUGUAUGAAGCAUGUCAAGCUUGGGAGUCAGGAAAUGAAGAGGAUACCGCACCAAAGACAGACAAAUCAGAACGGAAGCAAAUUCAUAGCAUCCGAUUUGCACCGGAAGCUGAUACCAAUAAGCGCACCCUUGAUGAUUUGAAACUUGGGAAGCUUGACAUCACAUACACUCAAGGAGAACACAAUGCAUUGUCGUCAAUGUUGCUGUAUAAAACCGUGGACUUCAAAUUAGAGACUGAAGGAAAAUCUCCUCUCCUAAGUGAGGUGAUCGUGCUGGUUGUGGGUGAAACAUUGACGUUGGUUACUUCUGACAAAAAUAACAAGUGUUUGAAAUCUGCCUACACUCGCGACGAUCACCAGCGUUUCAGUAAGCUCGAUUUUGAUAACUUUCCGCAUGGUAUAUCCCAACUAAGUCACAAUCGGGUUUUAGUGGCUGUUCCGAGGAGUCUUCAAAUUGUAACGGCGUUGGUCACUCCCGACCUCGAACUGGAGAAGUCCAUUACAACAGAGAAAGAGUACUUCAGCAUUGCUGUUCUUAACGCAUCAUCAUUUGCAGCAAGCUCGUACAGCAGUAUUGAUAUACUAGACAUGGCAGGUAACAUCAUACGGUCAGUCACUGGCCAAAAGGACGUGGAGCUUUUCACUUACCCAAACUACAUGUGUGUCAACAGCAUAGGCCACGUCCUUGUUUCUGACUUUGGUAAGGGGUCUGUAACGUGCCUGACGUCGGAGGGGGAUGUCGUGUGGAGAUACGCCCCCACUGGGGAUGAAACACUCGAGUACGUUAGUGGUAUAACAUCAACCAGCACUGGUGAUAUUCUAGUCGCAGACAGGAACACGCACACCAUAAUGCAACUCGCAGCACCUGGCACGUUUGUGCGAGAACUUAUUGGGCGAGAUGAUGGUAUCAACGACCCAACUGGACUUCAUGCCGAUAUAAACGGUGCCGUUUUUGUGUGUGAUGGAAGCGUGAUAAAACAGUUUGUCUGAUCAACAAUACAUUAAAAAAUACUGUUCAGUUCUGAUAUGCGUGAGAGAUUUUGGUUAGUUCUAAGAUAUGUACAUAUUAUUCAAACGGUGUUCGUGAGGUUCUUAAUUUUUGUCUGUGUCUCCAUCAUCAGAUUCUGAAUUUUCAUUCCGAUGUGAAAUUUCUUGGAUCAGUUUCCCGACGCUGUAGAGAUUUAUGCCAUGAUAAAGGUCAUCUUCGUCUACAUUAGUAACAACUUGAUUCCGAAGCAAAGCCCAUUUAUCUCCAUCAUAAAUUUAAACGAUUUAAAGGCUAUUACCAAGCUACCUAAAUUUUAAGAUUUCGUUAAACAGGUGGCACAGUGUAAAUAUUUUAUGUUUGAUUUUGUUCCCAUUGCCUCGUUAAGUUUUAAAUAUAAAACACAUAAGAAGUACGAAUGGCCUAAAUGACACUUGAUAGUAUGAAUAUCCCAACUGGUUUCGUUUUAAGACUGUCGUAUAUUUAUCACAGAUUUUCGCAAGCUUCUUGUGUCGUCUCUUUCUGAUAGUAAUUCGUAAAUAAACUCUUCUGACCUACACGGAAUUGUAAAAUGCACUGUUUUAUUAGUAGAUAACUGUUAUGAUGUUUCCUGGUGUUUUUUGGGUUUAUUUGGCCGCUUUUCGUGACAUCAUAACAUUAUUCUGGAAAUUUCUACAGUCUCAGAACAACCUUUCUUUCCGUAAACUUAAAUAACCAAAGGUCAGAUUCCAGGGUUGUUUGUAUGUUUGUUUAAAGUAUUUAAAGUUGCUUAAAUAAAUUGUUGUUGUGAUUUAAGGAUUCAUUGCAAUGGAAAUGAUAGUUGUCAUUGAAGCCGCUUUGGGAUAAUCUCCAAUAUGAUGCCUGUUAAUUUUGUUCUUAAAUUUUUUUUUAUAAUGUACUUCUCUUAACGUCUCUCCUAGUAAUCAAAUAAAGUAUUUCAUGUAUGAUAA